CCGUUUAAAGAUCUUUAUCGCAUCGGAGAAAUUUUGCGUCUGUACGUCUCUGAAACUUGCAGUUUGGGGUAAAACCUGAGCUAUAUAUUUUCACCGAAAUGGCACACAACUACGUAGUUACUGCCCACAAACCUACGGCUGUGAACGCGUGUGUUACUGGAAACUUCACAUCUCCCGACGACCUCAACCUGAUCGUUGCCAAGAAUACCCGUCUAGAGAUUUACGUCGUCACCCCAGAAGGUCUCCGUCCAGUCAAGGAGAUCGGAAUCAAUGGAAGAAUUGAGGUUCUGGAGCUCUUCAAACCUCAGGGUGAAGAGAAGUCAUUAUUGUUUAUCUUAACUGCACGAUACAACGCCUGCAUCUUGGAGUACGUUAAAGAUGGUGACAGUGAAGAGGUGGUCACCAAGGCCCACGGAAAUGUCCAGGAUCGCAUCGGCAGACCAUCAGAGACUGGCCUGAUUGGAAUCAUUGACCCAGAGUGCAGAGUGAUCGGACUGCGUCUCUACGACGGACUCUUCAAAGUGAUUCCACUGGACAAAGAUAAUAAGGAGCUGAAAGCCUUCAGUAUCAGGUUGGAAGAAUUAAAUGUUAUUGACGUUCAGUUCCUGCAUGGCUGCCAAGUACCAACCAUUGUAUUCGUUCACCAAGACCCACACGGGAGACACAUGAAAACCUAUGAGAUCAACCUAAGGGAGAAGGAGUUUAACAAGGGGCCCUGGAAGCAGGAUAACGUCGAGACCGAGGCCAGUAUGGUGGUCACAGUCCCUAAGCCGUGCGGAGGAGCUCUCAUCAUAGGCCAAGAAUCUAUUACCUACCAUAAUGGAGAUAAAUACGUCGCAAUAGCGCCACCUAGCAUAAAAGCAAGCACAUUGAUAUGCCACGGUCGUCUUGACUCGGACGGUUCUCGUUACCUCCUCGGUGACAUGGCGGGUCGACUCUUCCUCCUCCAUCUUGAGAAAGAAGAGACAAUGGAUGGAGUCGUCAACGUCAAGGACCUUAAAGUGGAGCUUCUCGGAGAGACAUCAAUCGCAGAAUGUGUGACAUAUCUCGACAAUGGUGUGAUUUUCAUCGGCUCCAGACUCGGUGACUCUCAGCUAGUCAGGCUGACAGUUGACCCAGAUGAGCACGGUUGCUACGUUCAAACGAUGGAGACUUUCACAAACCUUGGACCCAUCGUUGACAUGGUGGUAGUAGAUCUAGACAGGCAAGGACAGGGUCAGCUCGUCACCUGUUCUGGUUCAUACAAAGAGGGCAGUCUUCGCAUCAUUAGAAACGGUAUUGGAAUUCAUGAGCAUGCAAGCAUCGACCUCCCCGGUAUCAAGGGACUGUGGCCGCUGAGGGUCGACCAGGAAUCACGGUUCGAUGACACGCUCAUUCUAUCCUUCGUUGGACAGACAAGGGUGCUGAUGCUGAAUGGAGAGGAGGUUGAAGAGACAGAAAUGCCGGGGAUUGAUGGUGACAAACAAACCUUCUACUGCGGGAACGUCUUUAAUAAUCAACUUAUUCAGAUCACAGCAGCGUCUGUGCGUUUAGUGAACGCAGUCACCAAGCGUAUGGUCAGCGAGUGGCAGUCUCCAUCCAGUAAGAACAUCAGCGUUGCUGCUUGUAACACGAGGCAAGCCGUCUGCGCCGUAGGGAGAGACGUAUUCUACAUCGAAAUACACGAAGGAGAGCUCAAGCAGAUCAGUACUGUAACCAUGGAUCACGAGGUAGCGUGCCUAGACAUCACACCUCUGACAGACGGCUCCGACAUGGCUGAGCUUUGCGCCGUUGGUCUCUGGACUGAUAUCUCGGCUCGCAUGCUAAAGAUUCCAAGCCUGGAGUUGCUACACACAGAGAUGCUUGGUGGAGAAAUUAUACCCCGUUCGAUUUUGCUGAGUGUCUUUGAGGGUCAGUGCUACGUACUGUGUGCUCUGGGUGAUGGCUCGUUGUUCUAUUUCCAGUUGAAUUCAGAAACCGGUAUCAUGCGGGACCGGAAGAAAGUGAUCUUAGGAACCCAACCCACCGUCUUGAAGACGUUCAAGUCCCACUCGACGGUCAACGUCUUUGCCUGCUCCGAUAGGCCCACGGUUAUCUACAGCAGUAAUCACAAGCUGGUCUUCUCUAAUGUCAACCUUAAAGAGGUCAGCUAUAUGUGCCCUUUGAACUCUGAAGGGUACCAGGACAGCCUGGCUCUAGCCAAUGACACCACUCUCAUGAUCGGCACCAUCGACGAGAUCCAGAAGCUACACAUCCGCACCGUCCCGCUGGGUGAAUCUCCCCACCGCAUCGCCUACCAGGAAGCCACCCAAACCUUCGGGGUUAUCACCAUGAGGACAGAGCUCAAGGACGCUACAGGAGCGGGGACGAUGCCUGUCAGGCAGAGCGCCAGCACGACGGCUUUGAAUAUGUCGAGUAGUACCAACAUGAAGGGUUUACCGGGGCAGAGUGGGGCGGAAGGGUCACACAUUGGAGACGAGAUUGAGCUGCAUUCAUUGCUGGUUAUCGAUCAACACACAUUUGAAGUUCUCCAUGCGCAUCAUUUUGUACCCUACGAGUACGCCACAAGUGUCGUCUCUUGUAAACUUGGCAACGAUCCAACAACCUACUAUGUAGUCGGUACUGCAAUGGUGUACCCCGAAGAGGCGGAGCCUAAAAAGGGGCGGAUUGUGGUGUUCCAAUACAGCGACGGGAAACUUCAAGAAGUUACAGAGAAAGAGAUUAAAGGAGCCGCUUUCUCGAUGUUGGAAUUUAACGGAAAGCUUCUUACGUCUAUCAACAGCUUGGUGCGACUGUUUGAGUGGACCGCGGAGAAGGAGCUGAGGAUUGAAUGUAGUCAGUAUAACAACAUCUUAGCGCUCUUCCUUAAGACAAAGGGUGACUUCGUCUUGCUCGGUGAUCUGAUGCGAUCUGUAACGCUACUUGCUUAUAAACCCAUGGAGGGCUGUCUAGAAGAGAUUGCCCGAGACUACAACCCUAACUGGAUGUCAGCCGUGGAGAUCUUAGAUGACGAUACAUUCUUAGGAGCUGAGAAUUCUUUUAAUCUCUUCACAUGUCAGAAAGACAGUGCGGCGACCACAGACGAGGAAAGACAACAUCUUCAAGAGGUCGGGAUGUUCCACCUUGGUGAUUUCAUCAAUGUCUUCCGUCACGGUUCACUGGUCAUGCAGAAUAUCGGCGAGAGCACCAUCCCUACGCACGGCAGCGUGCUGUUUGGCACCGUCAACGGAACUGUCGGAUUGGUGACCCAACUGACGGAGGAGUUCUACCAUUUCUUACUGGAGGUGCAGAGCAAACUGACACGAGUUAUCAAGAGCGUCGGCAAGAUAGAGCACUCUUUUUGGAGGUCGUUCUACACUGAUCGUAAGACGGAGACGGCAGAGAAUUUCAUCGAUGGGGACUUGAUCGAGAGUUUCUUAGACCUCAGUAAGGAGAAGAUGGAGGAAGUUGUUCAAGGGUUACAGAUUGAUGAUGGGGACAUGAAGCGGGACGCCAACGUCAACGACAUCAUCAAAAUCGUGGAGGAAUUGACGAGGAUACAUUGAUGUUCCUUAAAAUCAAAGAUAAGCUCAAUUAGGUUUAGCAGUGUCCAAAUUAGCGGCUAUGGCUUAUGCUACAGCUCCGGCUGGAAUACUAAGUCAGCGUGCAUUGAAGCAUAGGCUGACCAUAGCGACACACUUAGCAACAGCCGCAGCCACCAAAUGGGAUACGGUCUUGCUUUGUUAUAAAUGCAGUGGCCGUUAAGUCUGGUGCCCUAUACACUUCUAUGUGAUUACAGUGGUUUUCUAAACACGUUAUUAGGCUCAGACUGUUUUGCUUUUGCCUUCAAUGAUAUUUUUAUCAUUUCUUGGGCCCAGAUGGGACUUACGGAAGAGCCCUUUUGAGGUAAAGUAAUAUGUUGUUGUACAAAUUGUAUAUAACGCCAAUCUCGUCCAUAACUAAUUUUUGUGAAAAUUCUGUCAUAAUUGUCCCUGAAAUUUGUGUUUUUUGUUUGUUUCAACUUUGUGAACUAUCUUAAGAAAUGUUUUUGAGCGAUGAAAUGGGUGAUUUGUAGUCAAAUUUUACACAAGCCUAUGCCGGUUCUUCAACUAAUUUUUAUUCUCGUCUUGUAGAAUAAACUCUGGUCCAGUAAAUAUUUUGAGCUACAAUCCCUGCAGUCUUGUGGACAUUUCCCCAAAUUCGAGCUUUACAUUG
Asterias rubens (European starfish) is the source of this 4173-nucleotide messenger RNA. RefSeq names its product DNA damage-binding protein 1-like. Lineage: Eukaryota; Metazoa; Echinodermata; Asteroidea; Forcipulatida; Asteriidae. Gene Ontology annotation, cellular component: site of double-strand break; nucleus. Gene Ontology annotation, molecular function: protein binding; nucleic acid binding. Gene Ontology annotation, biological process: proteasome-mediated ubiquitin-dependent protein catabolic process; DNA repair. Bases 99 to 3524 code for a protein of 1141 amino acids. The transcript has 24 exons. The record is from RefSeq and is a predicted model, not a curated record.